This is a messenger RNA of Cydia pomonella (codling moth), 8644 nucleotides long. It is a transcript of the gene Cadps, whose product is annotated as calcium-dependent secretion activator. Gene Ontology annotation, biological process: dense core granule exocytosis; synaptic vesicle exocytosis. Lineage: Eukaryota; Metazoa; Arthropoda; Insecta; Lepidoptera; Tortricidae. Bases 332 to 4537 code for a protein of 1401 amino acids. The transcript is spliced from 35 exons. The record is from RefSeq and is a predicted model, not a curated record.
GUAACACGUUUUAAACAUGGCAACACCGAAGCGCGGGUGAAUACGAACCGUGACCUCGUUUCCUACCCCGUCGCCCCUAAGUCGGCAUGAGGGCGCAGCCUUAGCGAUACGUUAUCGUAUCGACCCAUCAUCCGCCAUUAACACGCAUGCGCAAAAAUAUGCGGAAUAACUGACGUUUCAGCCAGCCAGUACCGCGGCGAAAAUCCACACGACCCUGUAAAUAAAACUGUAAAUAUUCCUAAAUUAAAUAGUGACUGUGAUUCGAAUGUUUUAAAAAUCGACGCUGUUUUUCGUGAUUUCUGAACGCGGCGGGAGCUAGUUGUAAGCCACAAUGAUAGACCCCAGCUCGUCAGAAGAGGACAGCGAUGACGAACACAAGAAACAGCCAACCAACAAAUUACAACCUGUGGCUCCACCUGGAUCGUUGGCAAGCGGGCGGCCCUCGGUCCGCGGCAAGCCGGAGCUGCCCCGCGGCUCAACAGUCGGUUUACCGGGUGCGAGUCCCCUAACGACGGCCCCGCUCGCCGCCCCCCUCCACCCCGCCACCCGGCAGCGGGAGCAAGCUGCUCUAGCACCACCACCACACGCAUCGUUCUUGCGCAGGACGUCGACUGGGAGUGCGAGCUCCGGGGAGGCGCCGGCACCAUCGCCUAGUCCUUCUGGGGCCAGCCAUUCUGACAAGGACCAAGACCCUCAGGAGAAGAUCGAAAAGCUAGAGGAGGACAAAAAGCGGCGUCUACAGCUGUACGUGUUUGUGUCACGGUGCAUCGCGCACCCCUUCAACGCCAAACAGCCCACGGACAUGACGCGGCGGCAUACCAAGCUCACACCGCAUCAGCUGGAAACCAUUCAGGCGCGGUUUCAGGCAUUCCUGAAAGGCGAAACCCAAAUUCUCGCCGACGAGGCCUUCCAGAACGCGGUCCAGUCGUACCACGACGUGUUCCUCAAGUCCGAGAGGGUCGAGCAGAUGGUUAGAUCCGGCGCCUGCAGCCAUCACGACUUCCGCGAAGUCUUCCGGAAUAAUAUCGAGAAAAGAGUCAGGUCUUUGCCAGAAAUUGACGGAUUAAGUAAAGAAACAGUCUUAACGUCGUGGCUAGCUAAAUUCGACUGUAUCAUGAAAGGAACAGGAAUAACAGGUGUGCUGGGCGACGAUGAGUCCAAGCGGCCGUCGCGGGCUCAACAGCAGAGUCUCAACGCGGAGUGCAUCCUGAGCAAAGAGCAGCUCUACGACAUGUUCCAGCAAAUCCUCGGGGUCAAGAAGUUUGAGCACCAGCUUCUGUUCAACGCGCUGCUUCUGGAUUCGGCAGAUGAACAAGCAGCCGCUAUCCGGAGAGAGCUGGAUGGAAGAAUGCAGAAAGUCAACGAAAUGGAGAGAAACCGCAAGCUAAUGCCGAAGUUCGUCCUCAAAGAAAUGGAGUCCCUCUACAUCGAAGAGCUCAAGUCCUCGAUCAACCUCCUCAUGGCCAACUUGGAGUCCCUGCCCGUGUCCAAGGGCGGGGCGGAUUCCAAAUACGGCCUGCAUAAAAUCAAGCGGUAUAAUCACAGAUCAAACGCCGGGCCUGACCCGAGUCCAAGGUUGAGUAAGCAGCUGUGUUUCAGAUCGCAAGGGUCUCUGGCCAACAAGUUGACAGGCGAGGGCGACGGCGGAGAUGUUGACACUCAGCUGACCAAAAUGGAUGUCGUUCUGACUUUCCAAAUAGAGGUAGUAGUGAUGGAGGUAAAGGGUCUAAAGUCAUUAGCGCCGAACCGGAUAGUGUAUUGUACUAUGGAAGUUGAAGGGGGCGAUAAGCUGCAGACCGACCAGGCCGAGGCGUCCAAACCGAUGUGGGACACUCAAGGUGACUUUAGUACCACACAGCCCCUCCCAGCUGUAAAAGUCAAGUUAUACACGGAGAAUCCGGGGGUACUAGCCCUCGAAGACAAGGAACUGGGGAAAGUGGUUCUUAGGCCUACGCCACUUUCUAGCAAGGCCCCAGAAUGGCAUCGCAUGACGGUACCAAAGAACCUUCCUGAUCAAGACCUGAGAAUCAAAAUAGCGUGUCGGAUGGAUAAGCCACUGAACAUGAAACACUGCGGGUACCUCCACGUGAUUGGCAAGAAUGUCUGGAGGAAAUGGAAGCGACGCUACAUGGUGCUGGUUCAAGUGAGCCAAUACACGUUCGCGCUGUGCUCCUACAAGGACAAGAAGUCAGAGCCGGCGGAGAUGAUGCAGCUGGACGGCUUCACAGUCGACUAUAUAGAGCUGGCUAGCGCGCAACUAAUGGUUGGGCAAGAACUGGAAGGCGCCAAGAACUUCAUGAACGCUGUCCGCGACGGCGAGUCCGUGCUGAUGGGAGUGGGUGACGAGAACGAGUGCCAUUUGUGGGUCAUGGCUUUAUACAGGGCCACUGGCCAGAGUCAUAAGCCCACUCCACCUACUACGUCGGAUACGCAUCAUAAGAUCAUGGGAGAUGCAGACAAGGCGCGUAAGCAUGGAAUGGAGGACUACAUCCAGGCAGACCCAUGCCAGUACGACCACCACCAGCUGUUCUGUACGCUGCAGUCGCUCACGUUGAAGUACCGGCUUCAGGACCCUUACUGCUCAUUGGGUUGGUUCUCUCCCGGCCAAGUUUUCGUGCUCGACGAAUACUGCGCGCGCUACGGCGUCCGCGGCUGUUUCCGCCACCUCUGCUACCUCUCCGACCUCCUCGAUGUCGCCGAGAGCGCCUCCCAGACCGUCGACCCCACGCUCAUGCAUUACUCCUUCGCAUUCUGUGCAAGUCACGUCCAUGGCAACAGUACGGCCACGUUGCCUGGCAGGCCCGAUGGCGUGGGCAGCAUCACCGUCCAGGAGAAGGAGAAGUUCGCGGAGAUCAAGGAGCGGCUGAAGGCGCUGUUGCAGCACCAGAUCACUAACUUCCGAUAUGCGUUCCCAUUCGGAAGACCGGAGGGGGCGCUGAAGGCUACACUAUCUCUGCUAGAAAGGGUUCUGAUGAAAGACGUAGUGACUCCCGUGGCACCCGAAGAAGUCCGGGCCAUGAUCCAAACCAGCUUGGAGAACGCAGCGCUACUGAACUAUACACAACUCAGUCAAAAGGCCAACAUUGAAGAGGACUUAAGAGGAGAAACAAUGGUGACACCAGCGAAGAAAUUAGAGGACCUGAUACAUUUAGCAGAGCUGUGCGUUGAUCUCCUGCAGCAAAACGAAGAACACUACGCGGAGGUGUAUAACACAAAACCGGACUCUAGCGGUCAACCAAAUGCGUUUGCGUGGUUCUCGGAGCUGUUGGUGGAGCAUGCCGAAAUAUUUUGGGCCCUGUUCGGUGUUGACAUGGAUCGGGUUUUAGCGGAACAACCUCCUGAUACGUGGGAUUCCUUCCCGUUGUUCCAGAUUUUGAACGAUUAUUUGAGAACUGACGAAAACUUGAAAGGUGGUCGUUUCCACGAGCACCUACGAGAUACGUUCGCUCCACUCGUGGUACGGUAUGUGGAUCUCAUGGAGUCCUCCAUCGCGCAGAGCCUGCACAAGGGCUUUGAGAAAGAGCGGUGGGAGAUUAAGGGCAACGGCUGUUCAACAAGCGAAGAGUUGUUUUGGAAGCUGGAUGCGCUGCAAUGCUUCAUCCGGGACCUGCACUGGCCGGAGCCAGAAUUCCGGUCGCACCUGGAGCAGAGGCUCAAGCUGAUGGCUAGCGAUAUGAUGGAGACCUGCAUCCAACGGACUGAGUCAUCUUUCCAGUCGUGGCUGAAGAAGAGCAUAACGUUCAUGUCAACGGACUACAUCCUGCCGGCGGAGACGUGCGCCAUGGUGAAUGUGGCGCUCGACGCCAAGAACCAGGCGCUCAAGCUGUGUGCUGUGGAAGGCGUGGACAUUUACCAAUACCACGCGAAGAUGGACGCCCAGAUCGACUCGUGCCUCCAAGCGAUGGCGACUGGCAUGACGACGCGACUGUCAGCCGUGCUAGAAGCCACGCUAGCUAAGAUCGCUCGCUUCGAUGAGGGGAGUUUGAUCGGCUCUAUUCUGACGAUAGCCAACGUGUCUGGGUCGGGCAAGGACAUCGGGCAGGGCUACGUCAACUUUAUGAGGAAUUCUAUGGACCAAAUCAGAUCGAAGGUGACGGAUGAGUUGUGGAUUUUACAACUCUUCGAGCAGUGGUACGGCAUCCAAGUGGGGCUGGUCAACACGUGGCUAACAGAGCGGCCCGCGUUACAUCCACAGCAGGUGGCAUGCCUUUCUAUCAUUCUAAAGAAAAUGUACAGUGAUUUCGAGCUGCAGGGUGUGAUAGAUGACAAGCUGAACUCCAAGAUCUACCAGAACGUAGCAUCUCGCAUGCACACUGAGGAAGCUACCUGCAGCUUACUACUGGCUCAACAGGACACUGGUGGCGGAGACGAGGGUUCAGAAGAAGGGUCGAGGAGCGGCAAGUCCAAGCUGGAGGCGCUCACGGAAGAAGCCAAGCUGGGCAACGUGACUGCUGUCGUUGGGAAGGUUGGCAACAUCUUCGGGCGAGGCAUAGGCGAGCUGUCAUCGAAGAUAGGCGGCGCCUCGUCCUGGUUCUAGCGCCCCACACGCGUCUUAUUAUUUGCCUACAUCUGUGUAGAGAGAUGAGAAUCCAUGCCUUUUAGUACUGCGAAGGUCCCUAGACCCUACCACGGACAUCAAAAAUUCCGACCGAAAUUUCGUUACCUGCCUCUUUAUCGCUCGAUGUAAGAGCGUUGGCGAAGCAGAAAACGAAUCGAUUUUCAAUGUUCGCGAUAGGCCCGCAGACACGUCAUAAGCUGACCACCGACAGAUUGUUCCAAUUGGUUGUGUUCAACCAGCUGGAAUACUUAAUUGAAUUGCGAUCUGUAAUCUCUAAGCCAACAGAUCGGAACAGAACAUUUUACGUCUGUUGGUGCCUUUACUGCUGAUCAGUUCGAUGUUUUAAGUGGCAACACAGAAUUUGCCAUUCAUCAUGAUUAUACUAACAUAUGAGGGUAGGAAACAGCAAAGUACGACUUGCCGUAGCUUGUCAACUUAAAUGCUGGCAGCAAUUAAUGGGGCAACAUGAGUUGUCAAUUUGAAAAUAUAUCGAACUUGUCACAGUAAAAUUUUUAGAAAUGCUUGAUUUGUCAAUUUUGCCUUUUGCACCUAUGAGAAUAGUCACCUUCGUACAGAAUUAUAAAAGUUCUGAAAACAAUUUGCCCAUUCAGAAUUUGCUAAAGCGCCAAAAUGCAAAAUAAAUCAGAUCAAGUAUUUUCUCCCCUACAGUAGUAAAAAAACUUAGAACUAUUCUGUGAUGAUGAAAUAAUUUCAUUAUGCUUUCGAUUUCUGAAUUAGAGUUUCCGCCAUUUUUAAAAUAAAUAAAUGGCAUCUUACGCGCUAGGUAAUAUUUAAGUGGCCAGUCGCAUAUAGCUUAGUGUGAUUUAGAAGGUAUAGUAAUUAUUUUAUAAAAAAAGCUUUAUUAUGUACAGUUAGGGUCACCAUUUAUUCGAUACCAUUAUACUAGGUGUGUAUAUUAAGAGUAGUAUUUGAUAACACGAAUGAUAACAAUAAUGAAAUACGAAUGCAUAAAUAGGUAAACACAUGCUACAAUAAGAAAACAUAUCGCUUUGGCAAGAGUAUAUUUUACGUGAUGUAAUUUUUAAAUUACAAUUAUUACGGUGGCGUUAUUUACAAAAAAUAUAACGUAAAAGUAAAUUGUAAUGAGAUUGAAAAUGAGGAAUACGAGUGCACGGGGAAUGCUUAUUUUGUUGAUAUCACAGUAAAUUGAUUUCAUAUCCCUACUAAUUACAGCUAGUAGAUACGCCAUCGCCACUUAAAAAUAAUUUUCCUAAUACUAGCUAUCACCAUAACGGUCGUAAGGUAGAUGGAUUAAUUAAUAAUAAUUACAACAACUUUUCUUGGGGAAGUGGCAUAUCUACUUCUGUAUUAUGUUAUCUGUGUUGCUAUGCUCCCAAAUAACAUCCAAUGCACUAUCUCAGACAGUGUAGUUUCCAAUGCAACUCUUUCUAUACCUACUUCAAGAAAACAUAUUUUUCUAAUAGAUUUCGUAAUUCACCUUUAACAUCAUUUGUUUAAUCUAGUUCUAAUCUAAUGUUUACCUCAAAACUUUUGGAAUGCAUUCUUAUAAAAAUAUAAAGGCGCGAGAAUUGUAUUUUUGCUAAACCUACAUAAUGUUGCCAGUUAUUAAAUUUUUACCCCAUUUCGGGGUAAAAGAUGUUUUUAUAAAAAUGCAUGAUUAAAUUGAAAGUUAGUCACUGUUUGCUAUAGUACUAUUUCUCUAUAGUUUAAUGCUCUAAUAUAUUAAAAUAUCUAGUGACUACACUUUACCUUGACUUAGUCAUCGAUAUAACUAUUUAUAAAUGAAUAUGUAUAACAUUAUAGUUAUUUGUUGACAAAUAAUAUUCUUCUACGCUAAACACCUUACAAAUUUUUAAACUAGGUGAAAAAUUUAAAGUUCUUAGAUAAACUUAACGUAAAUGACAGCGAUAAGUCGCUAUGCUGAGCCUUAUUACUAAAGGGCGACUGACGGAUGCUAUUUUCAUGUCAUUAACAUCAAUUGGCAUUAAAACAUGCUUAAAGUAGAAAUUGUCACUUUUCUGGCAUAAAUAGUGAUUGCUACAAGAAGAAUGAAAUCGAACACAAUGGCAAUAUAGUUACGGUGACAAUAUAGUUAUUAUAUUACACCUACUGACCGUUAAAUGAUAUUGCAAACACUCGAGAUUGUAUAUAGGUAGCGGUUGGAUAAUAAAAUACUAGUUUUGGAAUGCAUUUCAGUAUGUCAAGCUUCUUUAUAAGAAAUCAAAUUACUAUCCAUCAUAUAGACACCAAGAAAUGGCAUCUGACGGCCGCCCAUUGCUUAUUACUCGUGCUGUUGAGGUAGGCUUGAGAAAAGCGAUAAGACACUGGGGUCGUGUUAAAUGAUUUUCAUUAUUUCACUUUUCACUAUGACUAAAUCAUUACAUUUAUAUCUUGGCAUCUUAACACGCAAUAUCCUUAAUCGGGUGAUUACAAACUUAUAUUUGCUACUAGAAAUGUCGGUAUGGUAUGAGAAAUGAUUGAAAUCUGUAGGUACAUGAUUAUAGGAAUUCUGGAUUUAGGCAGCAUGCCUGUAAGUUUGUACACUAAUGACAGCAUGAACUUGGUGAUGGUUUUCCCCCCUUCUUGGAUUACACUAAUAAUUACAGUUUAAUAGAGUACUGGUAUUUCUUUAUCUGUCAUUAUAACUAUGUAAAAUUUCUCUAAAAUUAUAAAAUGCGUAGACAUCGAAAAAUAUGCUUAAUAAUUGUAUGAAAACAUUUCUUACAAUCAGUUUUUUUUUUUUACUAGUUGCCAAGAUCACAGCAAAAUUAAAACGAAAAUCAAUCUGAACAGAUUUGACCAACGCAAUAGUUCAACCUUAAAAUCAUAGUAAUUAUGACGACCAUUUAAGCUAGAAACUAAAAAUGUUGAAUCCGGAAAAUAUAUUUAGCACUCUGUCGCAAUAAUACCUUCAUUUUAACAGGGGAUUUUAACGAAAAUGUAUCGAUCAGGCUAAAGCGACAAAGUGCUAAGUCAUCUGGAGGUUGCGACACUAUGUAGUACUGUAAUAGCACAGUAAAUAAUCGACAUUAGGUAAUUUAGCGCUCAUUUAUCAAAAAUAUGAAAUAAGAGGAACAUGUAAAGUAUCUAUUCACAUUUAUAUUUUGUUUUGCCUUCGUUUUUCGAAUGAUGACUAUAUUUCAUAGGUAUGUGCAGAACGCAUGAUAUAUUUUUGGGUAUAAUCUUUUAACUAAGUAAAUAAAUUUAACUUAUGAUUUCAAAUUUGUAAGUCGUUUUAAGACACGAAGAUCCAGGGGAAAAUAAUUUAAUCAUGAAAUUAUAUAAUUGUAAUAUAAUUUAAGUAUUAAUAGCCAGUGCAAAAUAAAAACAGCAUGAUUUUAUAAUUCCCGAUUUCAUUUAUGCGUUCUCACAUUAAAUUUCCUUAACUAUCUUUCCUCUAGUUUGGAAUCGAGCUCAAUCAAAAAAUUACAGAUCUGUAAUGUCUAAGUGCAUAUAAAAUUUUAAAACGAGCCGACUGACAACGUUCGUAGAUAAUUGCUUAUAAUGUAUUAUUUCGCCACGAUAUGGUCGAGAUUCAGUAUGGCGUUAUAAUCUAAAACAGUAUACACUUGUGCUAAUAAUGGAUAACUCACGCUAGACCGUGCCGGGUCCGGGCCGGAGCUUCCGUUGCUCACUUUUCUAUGACAAAAAACAAAGCGUUGGAGGCUCCGGCCCGGACCAGGGCCGAUCGAACGUGAGUCAUCCUUAGAGCUUGAAUAAUAAUACUACUGAGUUUGGUAGCAUCAUUAGAUGACUUAAAUCUUUUACAUUAUUGCAAUGCUUUUAGUUCUGAUUGGUUACAGAUGGAGAGUACGGUUAAAUACGCACGAAUUUGAACAAUAGUUUCAUCGCUCAGCUGUAUAUAAAAAAUCUUUGGUUUUUAUAUAAACUUCAUAUUCAAUCCAAUUUAAAUAAUGUUGCCAGAUCGAAGUAGUAUUAGUUAAACACGGAUUAGAACCAUUCAAAGUUGAUUGAUUGAUUGAUUGAUUGAUAAUUUUGUCUACGCCAUACUGAGUCUCUGUAAUGCUUCGAAUGCCACCGAGUGUAUUGCGAUUGUAAGAGGAUACAAUAAAAAAUAUUUACAAUAAAAAUGUUUACUGUUUA